AUUGGAAAAUUUUCAAAUAAUUCAGAACGAAUUUUCUUUCUUGUAAUUAGUUAAUGUUUUUUUAAUCUUCAAGUUUAAUUUUUGUGUUUUUGAAUAUUAGUAAAAUUUUUCUUAGUUGCAUAUACUUUUUGCAGAUUAAAUUCUGUAAUAAAUAAAUAAAUAAAUAAAUAAAAAUAAAAAAUAUAUUUUUUAUCGAAUAGUGAAUUAUUCACAAUCUGUGCUUCCGAGUGAAUUGGAAUUAUUUAAAAAGAAGGAAAAUGGAUUAUUAAAUAAUUUUAUCAGUGUUUUUCGAUGUAAAAAUUUUUUUUACUAUGUUAAACUUUCCUGUUUUUUUACAUUACAUUUUUACUCAACAAUUGUGGUGAUAAAUUUUAACAAUAAGAAGAAUGCAUCGAGAAAAAGAAAGAACUACUAUCGAUACUAGUCCUAUUUAUGAAACUUCAUUGAGCAGUAUUUUUCAUGAUCCCAGACGUCUGCUGGAUUUCCAAAGACUUUCGGAUUCCAAUCCAACGGACAAUUGGAAUUCGCCACAAACAACAGCUGCAAAUUCAUAUCUAUGGAAAGGAAAUGAAUUAUUCAAAAAAAAUUUUUCUGGUGACAGAUUUAUACCGUUAAGAAAAACUGUCAACACAAAUGCUUUUAAUUUUAAAUAUCAAGGAAAACUUGUCAAGGUGGAAAAUGAAAAUGAACUACAAGUAUUGCCCCAAUUAAAAUUUUUAACAACUGAAUGGCGUAAACGAGUUAUGAAUGAAAGAAUGUUGGAAAUGAAUUUAUUUCCAGGACUUCGACAAGCACGAAUAUUAAAAUUAUGUGAAAUGACGACAGAAACUAGUAAUAAAUCAAAAUAUCGAACUAAAGGAUAUUCUGAUGAUAAAUUCUGGGAAUGUCGACCACGUAAAAGGCCAUUAAUUGUUCAGUCGCAGAAAGAUUAUGAAAAUCAUGAUAUUCAUCAAAUACAACAAAUAUUUAGAUUUCCAUUUCAAAUACGUGGAAAAUAUUUGGUUGAUUGGAGUAUAAAAAAUGAAAUUGUCAUGGCAAUUGAUGAAGGAACUGGAGUUUUUAAUGCUGAUUCUCCAUCUUCAUUGUCUUAUCUCAGUUAUCUUGGGAGUGAGGAUGAUAUUACCGUUGUUAAAUGGAAUAAUAGUGGAACAAGAUUUGCAAUCGGACGAGUAGACUCAACAGUUUCGGUGAAAUGUGAACAGGUUGAAGAAGAUGUACUUUGGUAUCGUCAAUGUCCCUGUGAUAAAAUUCCCGAAUGUGAAAUUGUCAUUGUCUGUUGGUCAAGUACAGAUAAAUUUAUCGUCUCAGCAUGUUCCAAUGGAAGAUUAAAUAAUAUAGUCGCCAAUACUGGCAAAGUACAAAACACUGAAUUCUGCGAUGCUGGAAUAAUUUACAUCGCACUAUCGCCUAAUGAUAAAUUUUUAGCAGUUUCAUUUCAUGAUAAAUCGGUCAAAAUUAUUUCCUGGCCCGAUUUUCAACCUUACAUGAAUGUUCACUAUUACAAACGAAUAAAGGCUAUUGCUUGGCAUCCGUGGAAUAAUCACAUUCUUUGCAUUGGCGGUGGACAUCACGAUGGCUCUUUAACUGUUUGGAAUAUUAAUACCCAAAAACCAUUACAAUAUCGUACAAUCGAUUUUAUGGGCGCUGUGGAAAAUUUAACUUUUAAUAAAUUAACUGGCGAGUUAAUUGUGCAUUGGAUUUGCUUAGAGCACAAUAGACGAGAAGUAAAAAUUGUUGUUCUUGCAAGUUUAGAUAGAAUUGUUGAUUUUAUUCCCAUUUACAAAGAUAAAAUUUUAAACUUCACAUGGAAUCCAGAUCAUACGAAAAUUGCUUUGUCGUACAAUAACACAUUAUCGAUUUGGAAUAUUUUCGGUCAAGAAGAUCAUUUAAUAAAAAAGAGGAAAAAAGAAAUACAUAUUCCAACAUUUAUACACACAUUUCCCAAUGAAUCAUAUUCGAGUUUAAGUACUGUCUCUAAAGGAUUACAGGAUUACAAUAUACGAUGAAAAAAAAGCUCAAUGGCUGGUCCAUGAAAAAGGAGAAAAUUUCAUCGAACAAAAAAAAAACCAAAAAGAAAAGUUUUUAAAUGUAUUUUUAAAUUUUAUUUUUAUGUUAAUAAACACGAUUUUCGAAUAA
This is a messenger RNA of Leptopilina heterotoma, 2136 nucleotides long. Its product is annotated as protein cortex. The transcript is spliced from 8 exons. NCBI's taxonomy places the organism in Eukaryota, Metazoa, Arthropoda, Insecta, Hymenoptera, Figitidae. The coding region runs from base 387 to 2006 and encodes 539 amino acids. Gene Ontology annotation, cellular component: anaphase-promoting complex. Gene Ontology annotation, biological process: positive regulation of anaphase-promoting complex-dependent catabolic process; anaphase-promoting complex-dependent catabolic process; positive regulation of ubiquitin protein ligase activity. The record is from RefSeq and is a predicted model, not a curated record. Gene Ontology annotation, molecular function: ubiquitin ligase activator activity; anaphase-promoting complex binding; protein binding.